UUAGUGAUAAUCUCUCCAAGAACUAUUUGAAGUGUAUUUUACGUGUGAGAAUAUGGGAGGAGAACAGUCCAAACAUUCAAGAAUCGGGGACAACUACAAGUCUCUGGACCAGGUGACAAAAGCUGUUUUGGACGCUGGGUUGGAGUCGUCGAAUUUCAUAGUGGGGAUUGACUUCACAAAAAGCAACGAGAAUGCAGGGAAAAAAUCAUUCAAUGGGAAAUGCCUGCACCACAUUAGCGAUGUCGUGAACCCGUACGAGCACGCGAUUUCGAUAAUCGGAAGGACGCUUUCGGCUUUUGACGAGGAUAAUCUUAUACCUUGCUUUGGCUUUGGCGAUGUUACUACACAUGAUGAAGCUGUAUUCAGCUUUUAUCCAGACCACAGGCCCUGUAACGGAUUUGAUGAGGUGCUUUCUCGUUAUAGAGAGAUCGUUCCAAAUGUUCAGCUAGCAGGGCCUUCAUCGUUUGCACCAAUAAUUGAAACUGCUAUGGAGAUAACUGAUCAAAGUGGUGGCAAAUAUCAUAUUCUUCUGGUUCUAGUUGAUGGCCAGGUGACACGAAGCGCGGACACCAAACCAGGGGAGCUAAGUACUCAAGAGCGAAGCACUUUUAAUGCAAUUGUGAAAGCAAGCAAAUACCCGUUGUCCAUAAUCUUUGUCGGAGUUGGAGACGGGCCGUGGCAGAUGUUGAAGAGGAUGGAUGAUAAUAUUCCAGGCAGGGCUUUUGACAAUAUUCAGUUUGUCAACUUCACAGAAAUCAUGUCAAGAAAUAAGCCUAUGGCAGAGAAGGAAGCGGAGUUUGCUCUGGCUGCAGUAAUGGAAGUCCCUAUGCAAUACAAGGCAACGAUCGAACUCAAGCUCUUAAGCAAACAGGUAGGAGGAGACAGCGCGAAGGUUCCGCUACCACCUCCGCCACCAAAUCUUUACCCACAUUUGGGAGGCGGCUUUUUCCCAACUUUUCCGACAUGUCCGGUUUGUUUACGGAGCAAAAGGAAUCUUGCACUUGGAUGUGGGCAUCAAACUUGCCAUGAAUGUGGAAGUGAUCUAAACUGGUGCCCUGUUUGCCACACAAGGAUAACCAAUAAGAUAAGACUUUACGACCAAGACCAAUAAAUAAAACAGCCUAUUCUCAAAAUCAAUGUAUCAAAACACGACUCGAUUUCUCGGUUAAUUAAUUCGUAUCAUGUGUGUUUAUGUUAUUGUAAGAUAUCGUGAGGCCAAGUAAUAAGGCCAAUUAUUUUUUUUACUUUUUCUUUCUUUUCGUGAGAGGUUUUGUGUUCGAAUU
Molecule: messenger RNA, 1283 nt
Organism: Erythranthe guttata (spotted monkey flower)
Lineage: Eukaryota; Viridiplantae; Streptophyta; Magnoliopsida; Lamiales; Phrymaceae
Product: E3 ubiquitin-protein ligase RGLG1
Biological process (GO): protein ubiquitination
Cellular component (GO): nucleus
Molecular function (GO): ubiquitin-protein transferase activity
Source: RefSeq, a predicted model, not a curated record